Molecule: messenger RNA, 1253 nt
Organism: Daldinia vernicosa
Lineage: Eukaryota; Fungi; Ascomycota; Sordariomycetes; Xylariales; Hypoxylaceae
Product: ribosomal RNA-processing protein 7-domain-containing protein
Exons: 3
Coding region: 167-1108 (313 amino acids)
Biological process (GO): ribosomal small subunit assembly; rRNA processing
Cellular component (GO): UTP-C complex; CURI complex
Source: RefSeq, a predicted model, not a curated record
UCUUGUCAAUCUGAAAAGUCAAGUGGGAAAUAAGAAUGUCAUUACUCUGUUUAUUUGCAUAUUACAGUUGAAUACAUUAGGUAAAUAUUGACGUAACCUCUAGAUGCAUAACUACCUAUGUAACCAGGUAACCUAGGUCGCAGAUUUGCGACGAUUUACAGUCAAAAUGCUUCGAACAUCUACCGCCUCCGAAGAAUUUACCGAACUUCCCAUUUCGAUUCCUCCGCUUCCAUCAUUUCCAGUCGAGGCAAUACAUUCCACCUAUCUUCGGCGAAAUACCCCUAAAAUACCAACUCCAAAUGAUUCCCGAAGCCUCUUUGUCGCCAACAUUCCCUGCGAUAGUACUGUAGAGCACUUUCGAGCUUUAUUUGCUAGCCUAGUCGGACCAGGUAAAUUCGAGACCAUCACCUUCGAUCAUGACAAGAAACCCAUAUGGCCUACCCACGAGCCUGCCCAAGCCACAAGAUUAGCUGCGCAUGGGAAGAGGAAAAGAGAAGAGGAGGAGAUGCAACACGUUGAAAUCAAAGUCCGAGCUGCCUUACCUUCCACGUGGUCGCGAAGGUUAUAUCCGAGUGGUACUUCUGCCGUCGCCUUGUUCGCCGAUGAGAAGAGCGCCGGGUUGGUCCUAAAAGCUGCCAAGAAGCUGAAAAAGCCGAAACAUUAUCCUGUUUGGGGCAAAGGUGUUAGGGAUAGCGAUAAUGCGCCUCUGGGUUCUCAAUGGCUAGUAAAUCACAACAUCCUGGCCUUCCCAGAAAAGGAUGAAAUCCAGGCCUCGACGGAUGCCUACUUUACUCUUUUUAACAAGAUGGAGAAAGAAGCGCGUCAACUCGCCAAGAGGCUCCGUAACGAACCAGAUGAAGAUGGUUUCGUAACGGUCACACGAGGCGGUCGCGCCGCGCCUGCUAGGAGGGACGAAGCCGAAGAGGCUAAGCGGAAGAUGAUCGAGAGAGAGCAGAAGAAGAAGGAUGAAAUGACAAAUUUCUACAGAUUCCAGAUGCGCGAGAAGAGGAAGGCUGAGCAGGCCAAUAUGCUACAGAGAUUCGAAGAGGAUAAGAAGAAAGUACAAGCUAUGAAAGAGAAGCGAGGGAGGUUUAGGCCCGAGACUUAAGAUAAUAUCGCCAUUAGGAGCAAAGCCAUGUCCUAAGCUCAUCUUAUGGGCUACCUCCGUGUCUAGCGUUUGCGCUGUCUGAGGGUGUUUUCGAUAAUUCUUAUUCAGGCCUACCCCAGGUCCUCCAGUCGGCCAUAGUAAGAGG